Tinamus guttatus (white-throated tinamou) is the source of this 3369-nucleotide messenger RNA. Lineage: Eukaryota; Metazoa; Chordata; Aves; Tinamiformes; Tinamidae. The record is from RefSeq and is a predicted model, not a curated record.
GACGUGGAGCAGAGGAAUGGGGACAUAACGUACGGGCAGUUCGCGCAGCUCUACCGCAGCCUCAUGUUCAGCGCCCAAAAAAUGAUGGACGUCCCCUUCCUAGACAGAGGUGGAGAAAGGUCCGAACACUUCAGGGUGUCGCUGCUGGACUUCCAGAAGUUCUUGCUGGAGUGCCAGAUGGAGCUCUGGGCUACAGAUAUCCUUCAGGUGCAGGAAUUCAUGUUUAGCUUUCUGCGAGACCCUUUGCGGGAGAUCGAUGAACCGUAUUUCUCCCUGGAUGAAUUUCUCACCUUCCUGUUUUCCAAAGAGAACAGCAUCUGGGACUCGCAGCUGGACAUGGUGUGUCUGGAGAACAUGAACAACCCUCUCUCUCAUUACUGGAUCUCUUCCUCGCACAACACGUACCUGACGGGAGAUCAGUUCUCGAGCGAGUCCUCGCUGGAAGCGUACGCCCGCUGCCUGCGCAUGGGCUGCCGCUGCAUCGAGCUGGAUUGCUGGGAUGGUCCUGAUGGGAUGCCAGUGAUCUACCACGGACACACCUUAACCACCAAGAUCAAGUUUUCCGAUGUCUUGGUCACUAUCAAGGAGCAUGCGUUUGUCACAUCCGAUUUCCCUGUCAUCUUGUCCAUUGAGGACCACUGCAGCAUUGCUCAGCAGAGGAACAUGGCUCAGAACUUCAAGAAGGUCUUUGGGGAUAUGCUCCUGACCAAACCAGUAGAUAUUUCUGCUGAUGGGCUCCCCUCUCCAAACCAGCUCAAGAGGAAGAUUCUGAUAAAGCACAAGAAGCUGGCGGAGGGCAGUGCUUAUGAGGAGCUCCCCACAUCUGUGAUGUAUUCCGAGAAUGACAUCAGCAAUUCCAUCAAGAACGGGAUCCUCUACUUGGAAGACCCCAUCAAUCACGAGUGGAACCCACAUUACUUUGUCCUGACCAGCAGCAAGAUCUAUUACUCUGGGGAGACAAGCAGCAACCAAGGAAAUGAGGAUGAGGAAGAGCAAAAAGAGGCAAGCAACAGCACCGAGCUUCACUCCACGGAGAAGUGGUUUCAUGGCAAACUGGGGGCAGGACGUGACGGGCGCCACAUCGCCGAGAGGCUGCUUACCGAGUACUGCAUUGAGACGGGAGCCCCUGACGGCUCCUUCCUUGUGCGAGAAAGCGAGACCUUCGUUGGAGACUACACCCUCUCCUUCUGGCGCAACGGGAAGGUGCAGCACUGCCGGAUCCACUCCCGGCAGGAUGCUGGCAGCCCCAAGUUCUUCCUGACCGACAACCUGGUGUUCGACAGCCUCUACGACCUCAUCACCCACUACCAGGAGGUGCCGCUGAGGUGCAACGAGUUUGAGAUGAGGCUCACAGAGCCAGUGCCUCAGACCAAUGCCCAUGAGAGCAAAGAGUGGUACCACGCCAGCCUCACCCGAGCCCAGGCCGAGCACAUGCUGAUGCGGGUGCCGCGCGACGGGGCCUUCCUGGUGCGCAAGAGGAGCGAGCCCAGCUCCUACGCCAUCUCCUUCCGGGCGGAAGGGAAGAUCAAACACUGCCGGGUGCAGCAGGAGGGCCAGACCGUGCUGCUCGGCAACUCUGAGUUUGAGAGCCUGGUGGACUUGAUCAGCUACUAUGAGAAGCACCCGCUGUACCGCAAGAUGAAGCUGAGGUAUCCCAUCAACGAGGAGACGCUGGAGAAGAUCGGGACAGCGGAGCCGGACUACGGAGCCCUGUACGAGGGGCGCCAUCCCGGCUUCUACGUGGAAGCCAACCCCAUGCCCACCUUCAAGUGUGCCGUCAAAGCCCUGUUUGACUACAAGGCGCAGCGGGAGGAUGAGCUCACCUUCACCAAGAACGCCAUCAUCCAGAACGUGGAGAAGCAGGAAGGAGGCUGGUGGAGAGGGGACUAUGGGGGCAAGAAGCAGCUGUGGUUCCCUUCCAACUACGUGGAGGAGAUCUCCAGCCCCAGCAGCCUGGAGCCGGAGCGCGAGCAGCAGCUGGAUGAGAACAGCCCCCUGGGAGACCUGCUCGGAGGGGUCCUCGACGUGCCGUCCUGUCAGAUUGCCAUCCGCCCCGAGGGGAAGAACAACCGCCUGUUCGUGUUCUCCAUCAGCAUGGCCUCGGUGUCGCGCCUCUCCCUCGACGUGGCGGCCGACACGCACGAGGACCUGCUGGACUGGGUGAAGAAGAUCCGGGAGGCAGCGCAGACGGCUGAUGCCCGCCUCUCUGAAGGCAAGAUGAUGGAGAGGAGGAAGAAGAUUGCCCUGGAGCUUUCAGAGCUGGUCGUCUAUUGCCGGCCCGUGCCCUUCGACGAAGAGAAGAUCGGCACAGAAAGGGCCUGUUACCGGGAUAUGUCCUCUUUCCCCGAGACCAAAGCGGAGAAGUACGUCAACAAGAUCAAGGGCAAGAAGUUCCUGCAGUACAACCGCCUGCAGCUCUCCCGCAUCUACCCCAAGGGCCAGCGCCUCGACUCCUCCAACUACGACCCCCUGCCCAUGUGGAUCUGCGGCAGCCAGCUGGUAGCCCUCAACUUCCAGACGCCAGACAAGCCCAUGCAGAUGAACCAGGCCUUGUUCCUGUCCAGCGGCCAGUGCGGGUACGUCCUGCAGCCGCCCAACAUGCGGGAUGACUUCUUCGACCCCUUCGACAAGAGCACGCUGCGCGGCGUCGAGCCGCUCUCCAUCUCCAUCGAGGUCCUGGGCGCCCGGCACCUUCCCAAAAACGGGAGGGGAAUCGUUUGUCCGUUUGUGGAGGUGGAGGUGUCCGGGGCCGAGUACGACAACACGAAACAGAAGACAGAGAUUGUGGCGGACAACGGCCUCAACCCUGUCUGGACCCCGAAGCAGUUCCACUUCCAGGUCAGCAAUCCCGAAUUUGCCUUCCUCCGCUUCGUGGUGUAUGAAGAGGACAUGUUCAGUGAUGAGAACUUCUUGGCUCAGGCUACCUUCCUGGUGAAAGGCUUGAAGACAGGUUUCCGAGCGGUACCCUUGAAGAACAACUACAGUGAGAGCCUGGAGUUAGCAUCUCUGCUUGUCAAGAUAGACAUCUUCCCUAGCAAGCAGGAGAACGGCGAAAUUCACCUCUUCAGCGGCUCGGCGCUGCGGGAGCGAGCGGGGGACGCCUCCAGCCAGCUCCUGGCGGGCAGAGCCAGGGAGGGCUCCUUCGAGUCCCGCUACCAGCAGCCCUUUGAGGACUUCCGCGUAUCGCAGGAGCAGCUCACGGAUCACAUCGAGAGCCGCGAGCGAAGGCUCCUGCGACGGACCAGGGUCAACGGGGACAACCGGCUGUAGCCCACGGCGGGCGGCUGAAAGCACCUCCAGUGCUUGUGAUUGUCACGGCACGCUGUGAACUGGUUUCUAUGGAAACGGCACUGCUAUGGCCUACUUUCA